Pterocles gutturalis (yellow-throated sandgrouse) is the source of this 1075-nucleotide messenger RNA. RefSeq names its product serine/threonine/tyrosine interacting protein (gene STYX). Bases 1 to 651 code for a protein of 216 amino acids. Gene Ontology annotation, molecular function: F-box domain binding; protein tyrosine/serine/threonine phosphatase activity. The transcript has 11 exons. NCBI's taxonomy places the organism in Eukaryota, Metazoa, Chordata, Aves, Pterocliformes, Pteroclidae. Gene Ontology annotation, biological process: negative regulation of SCF-dependent proteasomal ubiquitin-dependent catabolic process; protein dephosphorylation; negative regulation of protein binding. Gene Ontology annotation, cellular component: nucleoplasm; cytoplasm. The record is from RefSeq and is a predicted model, not a curated record.
AUGAAUUGUGAUGGGAAGAGAAAUCUUUACAGAGAGGAUUGGACCUAUCCCAUGAGGAGAGAAAUGCAGGAAAUUUUACCUGGGUUAUUUUUAGGCCCAUAUUCUUCAGCUAUGAAAAGCAAGCUACCUAUACUGCAGAAACAUGGAAUAACCCAUGUAAUAUGUAUACGGCAAAACAUUGAAGCAAACUUUAUUAAACCAAACUUCCAACAGUUAUUUAGGUAUUUAGUCUUGGAUAUUGCAGAUAAUCCAGUUGAGAAUAUAAUAAGAUUUUUCCCUAUGACUAAAGAAUUUAUUGAUGGAAGUUUACAAAGUGGAGGAAAAGUUCUUGUCCAUGGAAAUGCAGGGAUUUCUAGAAGUGCUGCCUUAGUAAUUGCAUACAUAAUGGAAACAUUUGGGGUGAAGUACAGGGAUGCAUUUACUUACGUUCAAGAAAGAAGAUUCUGUAUUAAUCCUAAUGCUGGAUUUGUCCAUCAACUUCAGGAAUAUGAAGCCAUCUAUCUAGCAAAAUUAACCAUCCAGAUGAUGUCACCACUGCAGUUGGAGAGAUCCCUCUCGGUUCCACCUGGUACCACAGGAAGUUUAAAGCGAAUGCAUGAGGAGGAUGAAGAACUUGGAACCAUGCAAGUGGCAGCAGCACAGAAUGGAUGACACCUGAGGACAAGCACUCUUUGUAUUGUGAAUUCCUGCCAAGAAAGGUGAAGAAAAUUAGGGAAAAAAGAAUUAAUACUGCAAAAUGAUGAACACACACAUAGCUUCUUUUCAAUUACAUGUUGCUUUCAGAUGUAAAUCUGCCUCUGCAACACACUAAGCAUCAUUUUUAAGAUGUUGGACUUCUUGAAUGAAUAGAUGGCACUGAUUGUUUUACUCCUUUUUUACACUUUACAGUUUUAUUCUAAACCAAGAUUUUUGGACUUGCAAAGAGGUAUUAUUGCAAUAAUGCACUUUUCAUACUUGAAAUUUCUUUAUUUGUAUGAUAUAAAGUUAUUACUUUAAAUGAAAUGCAAGCUGGGGGGGUUUGUUUAUAAAGUUAUUUGUGUAAUUUAUAACAAGAGACUUUAGUAAAGAAAAAGUU